AAAAUAGUGAGUUUUUUGUGCCUUUGAAUGCCCAAACUGAGCACUAACAAGUUCAUGUUUAAAGCUGUCGUCUUUCGCGAGCUGUUAACGACAUAAGCAAUCAGCUGAGACAGUUGUGCGCGACAUCGGUUAUGUCGCUUUCCCGCAAUGGCGCAAAUUUAAAAUGACCGCUGUAAUUGUGAUUGGUUCUACAGGACACGAAAGCAUGGCGAACUUCGAGUUCGUCUUGCCUUUGACGAAGGACCAACUCUUGAGAUCCGAGAGGGUCGGGCAGUAUUAUGUCAAGGACGUGGUGCCGGCUCGUGAGAUCGGAGCGCAGGUUCGAGGAUUUCUCUCCAAGAAAAGACUCCUCGAUACCAAAUGUGUUGUUGAUUCCUUCGAUCUGCUUUACAGCGUUAUCACAAACUUUCACUCCGUGGACGAGAAGGUGAUACAAGAUGUAUUUGACCUGGCACUCUUGGGUGUUUCAAAAGUGGAGUCAGACUUGACAAUAUUGCUGCAAGAUUCUGACGCAGCCUUAGAUUUUGACACCAAAAAGCACGCGCAGAAUCAUCUCAAGAUGUCCUGCUACGUGCUUUGUCACCUCAUCGAUCUCAUUGAAGCUGAAUCCAGCAAGCCGUCGUCAGAUGUGGCCCUGAGUGCGUCAAAGGGUCGCAAGAAAAUUGCUGCGAAUAACAUGAAGUUCCUUGAGUGGGGGUCACAGAAGCUCAAGGCUGUCCAGUGCCUCAAGAAUAUACACGAGCUUUCCCUACAGUGCCUGUGGUCACCGCAGCCUGUUGAAGAUGAGUACAUCAAUCUUGUAGCUGAUUGCUUCUUCAAGUUGAUAGAAGAUGCUGGCAACAUAAAGUCGAGCACCAUCAAGGAUGCAUUCACCACGGUGAUUGGCUUGAACAUCAAAAGGCACAGCUAUGCUAUUGGAUGCGUCAUGAAAAUAAUGCAAGUGCUGCAAGCUCACGAGCAUGUAGCAUCCUUUCUUGCCGAAGCCCUAUUGGUCUUUUCGGAGAAGUUUGGCGUGAAAAGCGUUGUUGGUGACUGUAUCAGAGAACUGUGCCGCCUGGAUUCCCUGGAGAAUGCACAAGACGUCGGCGGCAUUCGGAACCUUGCCACGUUUCUUGUGGAGCUCACAGACAGAAUGCCUGAAUUGGUCACGAAGUCAGCUGGCUUGCUUGUUGACCUGCUGAAUGUCAAGAGCUACACCAUGCGGAUUGGAGUCUUGACAGUUUUCUUCAAGAUUGUGCUCGAUGUCCUAAGCAAAGAGGGAUUGGACAACAAGGAAAAGGAGCUGAGAGACACACUCCUUGACCACCUGGAGGAGCACAUUUUGGAUGAGAAUGCCUUUGUGCGCGGCAAGGUCUUGCAACUUUGGCAAGACAUGUGCAACAAGAAGUGCAUUCCACUGGACAGGCAACAGACAGUGCUCGAACUCAUCACCAACAGGCUGUGCGACAAGUCUAGCGUGGUCCGGAAGCAUGCAGUCGGCUUCGUCUCGGCCUACCUCGCCAGCAAUCCUUUCCUUGCCAAGUUGUCACCUGAGGAACUGAGGAAGAACCUUGCAGAGGAAGAGGAAAAACUGCAAGCUCUACGGAUAUUGCACAAAGAUGUGGAAGACGAAGCGGAAGAGAACGAGGCAGAUUCGUCGUGGAUGGGAAUCCUUCCAGGCCUGCAAGAGGUGCUCCAGGAGGGUGAAGACAAGGACAAGGACAUAUCAUUGACCGAGGAAGAAAGUGUGGUGCUUGAUGAGAUCCUUAAUAAGAUAAGAGCUCUUCUCAAAGACGGCAGCUGCACGGAGGCGGUCACAGUGCUCAAGAAGGCCAUCGCCACAUAUCCGGAUGUGAACCUCUUCUGCAAUCCAACUGCUGGCGAGGCGGGCUCAGAAGAGAACCAGAGCGAGGAAAAUGGUGUCAAGGACAACACAGAUCCGGUUCUCUUGAAAGUCCUCAAAAAAAUUUAUCAGGGAACCAAGGUUGAUGUGAAUGACGCACCGGCAUCUGAGAAAGAAGCAGCACCGCCGGAUCCCCCACCCAAUGAUGCUGAGUCUGGCGAGGGCGCAGUGGAGCUCUACAAACAAAAGAUGCUUGUUUUGUAUCUCAGAGAUUGCACUGGCUUCGCUGAGAAGAUUCAAGCCAUGAUACCAACACUCUGCGAGAUGCUCUAUUCGCGCACCCAGUCUGACAUACAGGAGGCGAUCGCCUUCUUCGUGUCUGCCCACCAGCUAGGUAUCAGGGGAGCAACCAUCGGCAUCCGCAAAAUGCUGCCCCUGGUUUGGUCCAGGGAGCCGUCCAUCCGGGAAGCCGUUGCCAACUCAUACCGAGACGUCUACUUCAACCAGCCCGCUGCCAACGCCAAGACCAGAGCACGAAAUAUUACGGAUGGCUUGUCCGAGCUUGUCAACACUGUGACGACGAGUGAGCUAAUAUGCCUCGAACAGCUGGUGACGGAAUUGGUGAAGACUGGCGACGUAUCCUCCAUGGUUCUGCGAUUCCUGUGGGAGAGAUACACAAUGGAACAGCCAGACACCUCCAGGGAGGACUGCCUUGCAGCCACCCAGCUGCUUUCCAUGGUUGCUAGUGCUGAUAGCAACAUGGUGACAAAAAACCUGGAGCUCCUCAUCUCCGUUGGAUUGGGCGAGCGCGGGAAAGCUGACCUUGACUUCUGCAGGCACACGUGCAGCAUCAUUCAGAAGAUGGGCGGCUCUCAAUUGGCUGAGAGGGCCCCACUACAGCGCCUUGAAAAUUCUCACGACAUGUUCGUUCGGCUCCAAGACAUUCUUCUGGAAACAUUUACCGACACCAGCAUGGCUGUUUGGAUUCCCACCAUGGAGAAGGCACUCGACGUGAUCUACAAGUAUGCCGUGCAGCCAGCCGAAAUUGCCAACACUAUUCUGCAUGGUUUGGCAGAGAGGUUGUUGCCCCGGUGCCAGCCGCGUGCGGCCGUCAAUGGUGUGGCAGAAGCAAAGCCACAAGAUUCUCAAAACUCACAAGAAGAGAAUGGAGAAAUGAUAGUGGAGGAAUCGCCUCAGACACCUUCGUUUGAGUGCUCAAGCCUGCUGCUGUCGCGCACCCUGGCUUGCGUCGGUCACGUGGCACUUCGGCAGCUCAUCUACCUCGACGUGGAUGUGUUCGCUCAGCUGAAGCGGAAGCGGGAGUCUGUCAAGGACCGGAAGGAACAGGUUGCGAAGCGUAAGAAGCGGCAGUCGUUGUGUGCUACCGGACACAUCCUCUCCCAGAGCCAGGAGGGGCCAGACAGCCAGAAUGCUGACGAUGAGAUGUUGGGUCCAGUGACAGAUGACACGGAUGCAGAGUACAUUGUUCACCUUUUGGAUGAUGUGGUGCUAAGCGAUGAAAAUUCACUCGGCACUUGGAGCAAGCUUGUGGUGCACGUCGUCACCGAACAAAGCACGUACACGGACGAAGGUGUGCGCACCGUCGCCUCCCUUGCACUCGCCAAACUGAUGUCAAUCAAUGCGGAGUUCUGCGAGCAGCACUUGGCCCUGUUGUUUGACAUCAUGGAGAACUCGCCGGAUCCCGUGAUCCGCACAAACCUGGUCGUGGCGGUGGGUGACCUCAUGGUCCGCUUUCCUAAUCUGCUGCAUACCUGGACAGAGAAGAUCUAUGCCCGGUUGCAAGACCCAUCGCGAGACGUCAAGAUGGGCACGUUGAAAACAGUCAGCUUCCUCAUUCUCAACGACAUGAUCAAGGUCAAAGGUCAGAUCAGCGACAUUGCUGCCAUGGUUAUGGAUAAGGACGCUGAACUUGCGGACAUGUGCCGGAACUUCUUCUUUGAGCUUGGGAGCAAGGGAAAUGCCUUGUACAACCUGCUGCCCGACAUCAUCAGCCAUUUAUCAGAUGAAGAACAUGGCAUAGACGAAAACAGUUUCCAUAUUGUCAUGAAGCUGCUCUUCUCGUGCAUCAGCAAGGACAAACAACUCGAAAACUUUGUGGAAAAGCUGUGCUUCAGAUUCAUGCUUAUGACGACGGAGCGCCACUGGCGUGAUCUCGCGUACUGCUUGUCGCUCAUUCCAUUUGGAGAACGGGGCAUCAAGAAGCUGCACGAAAACGUAGUCUGCUUUGCAGACAAAAUGCACGUGGACGCCGUGUAUGAAAGCAUCACAGGCAUCAUAUCAAACGCGAAAAAAGCCCAGCUAUUGAAAGCCGAUGUUAAGGUGAUUCUCGAGGAGUUGGAAGAACUGGUAGAAGAGCUUCGGAACAAGGGCCUCACCGAGAGCGAGCUGGUGCAGAGGACGAAGAAACGCACCACGCAAGCAUCAGCCACCAAACGUGGAAGCAAGCAGUCUUGCGCAACACCAAGGAAUCAGAAAACACCGGCUCAAGGCAAGAGAAAAUUCCGGAAGAAAAUAUUGCCGCUCUCCGAGAGCAGUGAGGAGGAUGAAGAGGAGCAGGCGUCGCCACCGCCGUCCACGCGAAAGGCGCUGCCGCGGCGGCAGUGCAAGGUGCAAAUACAGUUCAGCGACAGCAGCGAAGCCGAGAUGGGUGAUGAUGAAUGAGUUCCGCGGGCUUGUGCAGGCAUAGCCUAAGUAGCUGUGCUCAAGAUCGAAAAAAAGAUGUCGAUGCUGCCACUCGCAUGACAACGCCGCUCACUCAUCGGCAGGUGCACUAUUACAUUAACACAUGGUCGUCUUUCUCGGGAGUUGAGCGUAUGUAAAGAAAAAAACGACACUGCCGCAGUAUUUUCUACUUUUGCUUUUGUAUACUCUAUGUUUUGACUGUAAGCUAUGUAGUUGUUGGUUCUCGUCCUCGUAUUGUAACGCGAUAACGAAUAGCUGCAUUUAGUGGGCAGCCUGCGUUGAAGCUAAGAUGGGCACAUUCCUGACAAAAGAAAAAGUGCUGCCUUGGUCAUUGGACAAUGAAGUGGGUUUUAGUUCUUGUUUUUUUUUUUCAUUCUCUCUGAUUUUACUUUACAGAAGCCUGUUUAUAUCUUUGUAUUCCCUAAUAAGCAUGCAGGUGAACAAAAGUACGACCCUUUACAAGUUGUAACUAUAUUCUUAGUUUAGGAAAUAUUUUAUUUUACAACUGUUUUUUGUUAGCACCAGUACUGACUGUCUGUAGAGGCAUAGUACACUGUACCUUGUCUACACAUUGACUGUGUUUUUAAUUUUAUUGUUUAUUUUAUUGUUAUUUUACCCAUUUAUCCUACACUACUGUUUCAGUGCAUUUAGGAUGGACUGAUUUCUGUCGUCUUACUGGAUAUUUUUCUAUUAUUAUUAUGGAAUUGUAUUAGGUGUACGAGGAAGACUGGAUUUCAAGGGCUGUAACAUGGUCGUCUUAGAGCUAGGCUUCACUAAGGUGAAAUUAGGUCACAUGCCGCCAUUGAAAUAAUUUCCAGAGGACACUGAUGUCAUCGGGGCCAAGGAAGGUUCAUAGUUUUAUGUUUUAGUUUAUGUUCAUAAUAAAAAAGAAACAAAAGUGAACGAAAAAGACCACACCAAGGAGCAGACCACCUGUGGUUUGAAAAAUAAAACCAAUGUUCUUCAGUCAUCUUGCUGUGCGCUGAAUACAACCGAGUAUAUAUCUAAUAACCACGGUAGGACACACCAGACAAAAACGAUAGAGUGUGCUGUUUGUUGUUGCCUGAUGUUAUUAGUUAUUCUACCCAGUCGUACUUGGCGCAUUACGAGAUCAGACAGAACACGAACUUGCCUAAAAAUUUUUCAAUGUGUUCUGCUUUUGCCACCAUGGCCAAAGACAGAAAGUGGACUGGGAUGGAGGAUGCAAAGGUUGUGGCUUCGAACCCCCACAGGUUAGGCGAGUUCUCUUUGCCUGUUUUUCUGAUUUGUCAAGAAUGUGAAUGGAAAUAUACUGCCACAUAAUCGGACAAAAAAAAAAAAAAGAAAUGCUUCAGUCAGGGGUUUUUUAUUCUUGAAACCAGAAUGCAGGUCCUCUGCUUCCGCCUCAUCUGGUAUGCUAUGCAAUUUUUCUGUGCUUUUGUAGCUCAGUAACUGUUGACUACUUUGAUAGUCACUUCACAGGCCCCUCCUUCUUUCAAAUCUGGUUCUUCUCGCGUGAAGAACCAUCAUUGAAACAUUGUCACUGAAACAUUAAUGCUCUUACGAGCUUACUUCUUCAUUUCGGAUUGUACAUACCUUACUCGCUUAUAGACGGGAGGCUAAAAUUUUAGUGCUAGGGUAUGGAUGAAUGGUGAAAGAUAGUUACAUUCAUCUUUUGGGAACUUGGGACAAAACAGGCACAAGUCUAGACACACACAGGAGCUCGUACUAGAAGUGAACUUUGCAAUGGAUGAGAAAAAAUGUAUUAACACAGCUGAAACUAAACCCUUGCAAAGUUAAUUUCUAGUUAUAUGAGCAAGCCGCAUUGCGAUGCUACCGAAUAAAAUGAGUCAGGUAUGAGAGAGAACUGAAAAGAGCCACGACACAGAGGGAAAGAAUCAAGAUACUCGCAAGUCAUUGCAUUUUGUCUGCAUUGUAUGUUCUUCCUUCUCCUUCUCUUUGAUUUUCCAUAUUAGAGAGUACGAUAAGCAGGGUAUAUCAGCAAAAGGCCAUAUGCAAUAAGCAGAUUAGAUAUAGGGUACAGUCUUGCACUGUCUGACAAGCUCUACUGCGUAGAAAGUACACUGUGAAGAUCUGCUGUGCGCAUUAUUUAUUCAUGCAUACAUUACAUAGGCCCACUGCUUCUUUCUACAGUAAGUGGCAGUAUAAUGUUGAGAGCACUGUAAAAAAAAUAAAAAAUAUUCCUGUGUAAUAUUACUGCACAUCACUCAUUUUUAGCCUCGACCUUGGUGCCAAUAUUUGUUCAUUGACUGAGAAGAAUGUCACUGUCUAAGCCUUGAUCUAUGUCAGUCAAGUUCCACAGGCCCACAAUCUCAACUGCUGAUGGCUGAAGGACAGGGCACUGCAGAAUAGAUGCGACUUAACGUUGGUCUGGACGUUGCUUAUCUGAGAAACACAAGUGCGUGUUUUUGCAUUUGUUUACGUUCCUCUUUCGCAACAGCAAUUUCCUGUGGUCUUCCACUAUCGUAUUCUUAUUUUUUUUUUCAUUCAUAGAAACCUAGUAAGCAAUGACUUGCAAAAACAGCUUCCGUGUAGUGGAGCAGUGCUUUUAACCAUUUUUGCCACUUGCCUUUCAAAAUCACUGAGGUCAACCAACUACACGUCCAUCUUUUUCAUGCUCCCAUUUAUUUCGCCUAUAGAACAAGCAUGUGCCACCAUUAUUUCAGAAUUCAGAAUUUGUUUCAUCUUUGCUUUCCCGGAUGGGAAAGGACACUGCGAAUUUCAUGUGUUGUCAUUGAAUCUGUGGUCACAAAUUCAGCCUCUCCGUUUUUCUUCCAUGGCUGCUGCAUACUAUCAUCAUUGUACAUGUUUCCUCAUCUCUCAUUAUCACAGUAACAUUGAGCUAUUCUAUAGCCACCAUGAAUGUGAUGCAUUUGCUGUGCUGUCUUAUGUUAAAAACGCUGUCAUUGGGCUGAUUGCCUGAAGCAAUAUGUAUAUGCUGAAGAAUAAAAUACUGUGCCGUGAAAGUUUCUUUGUACUGUAAGUCCUAAAAAAUAUUUCGCCGCCAUGAACUCAAUGCAAGCGCAACUCUGCAUGAAUCACGGGAUAUAUGUAUAUAUAACUAAAGCGUUCUGAAAUCUACGAUUCACAUCAUGCUUUUUUUGUAUGCGUGUAGUAGUUAUGAUGUGAACUAGAACCGUAUUAUACGAUGUGAGCCAUAGCCGUGGACUUCAAAAUGCUUUAGUUUUGGUACAGGGGGACCCGUCCUUUCGUGUCAGUCGCAUCGUUUAAUCAUUCGAACUAUGUUCGAGUUCAAAGAAACUAAUUUUAAUGACCAUACCUACGGACCUCCCGAAAAACUUGCGUGCAAUCCCCCAUCAAUAAGUAUUUUUUCGGGGAUAUCCCUACAAGGUGAAUAUCCAUACGGAUGUCUAGAAGUCCUGGGUAAGGAAGGGGGGGCGCGGCUUUAGCAUUGCGAAAUUUAACUGAAGAAUCAAUAUUUUGAAAAUUGCAUUUUCAGUUUCUGACUCCUUUUCUAUCUCAUUUCAAAAUUUCUUUACCGAAAACCGUGUAGAAAUGGUGUCAAAAUUUUUUAUCUAAGCUAAGGUGGCGACUAAUUUCUUGGAAAUAGCAAAAAAAAAAACGGUAUUUUUCAAGCCGCGAUGUCUUCGCAACCGCAUAAGCGCAGUCAUCUUGGUCUCUGUGAAUAGCAUGAUUCUCCGUCUUCAAAUUUGGUGCCUAGGCCAGCUGAGCCCGGCAAGCGCACAGCAAGCAAAAUUUUCAAGGUCACGCGAUAGAUUCUGAUUGGCAGCGUG
Molecule: messenger RNA, 8280 nt
Organism: Dermacentor silvarum
Lineage: Eukaryota; Metazoa; Arthropoda; Arachnida; Ixodida; Ixodidae
Gene: Cap-D2
Product: condensin complex subunit 1
Exons: 32
Coding region: 164-4504 (1446 amino acids)
Biological process (GO): mitotic cell cycle; meiotic chromosome condensation; mitotic chromosome condensation
Cellular component (GO): nucleus; condensed chromosome, centromeric region
Molecular function (GO): histone binding
Source: RefSeq, a predicted model, not a curated record